AUGGAAGCCUCUGCGCAGCCUGUGGUCUACCAGAAGCUGCUGCUCUGGGAGCCAAGCCUGGAGCUAGAAGAGGAGGAGGAUGAGGAGGAGAUAUCGAUGCCGCUGGUUCUGGACCUCUGGCAGCCUCAGGACUCUGGGGCAGGUGGGCUGCUGGGGGUCUGGGUCCGGCUAGGGGCAGCGCUGCUGCUGCUGGUCCUUGGCUGCGCCCUGGCAGCCAGGCAGUUCCAAGCCAAGGCUGGCUCCACAGGAAGCUUGGGCUCUGCAACCCCUCGGCCCAGCGGACACGCCCAUCGCCCGGGCGUGUUCCACCAUGGCGCCGCCAUCAGUCCCACAGCCACAUGUUCCCACCUGGGCCGAGAGCUGCUGGUGGCCGGGGGCAACGUCGUGGAUGCUGGAGUUGGAGCUGCUUUGUGCCUGGCGGUGGUGCAUCCUCAUGCCACGGGGCUAGACUUCUGGGACCCCCGAGAGCAGCGUCCUGGCCACCGUGGACAGCAGCGGCUCUGUGCUCCUUCUCGCCUCCUCACUCAACAGCUCCUUUGGUUCCGGACAUCUGUCCCCAAGCACCGGGGUUCUACUUAACAACCUGGAGGCCGGGUCUGCAGCUGGCGCCUGGGCCUGCCCCCUCAUCCUCCAGGGUGGCCUGGAUGACACAGAG
This is a messenger RNA of Tupaia belangeri chinensis (Chinese tree shrew), 655 nucleotides long. RefSeq names its product gamma-glutamyltransferase 6 (gene GGT6). The coding region runs from base 1 to 579 and encodes 192 amino acids. The transcript has 4 exons. The record is from RefSeq and is a predicted model, not a curated record. Gene Ontology annotation, cellular component: extracellular exosome. NCBI's taxonomy places the organism in Eukaryota, Metazoa, Chordata, Mammalia, Scandentia, Tupaiidae.